This is a messenger RNA of Folsomia candida, 1994 nucleotides long. RefSeq lists its product as uncharacterized. The transcript is spliced from 9 exons. NCBI's taxonomy places the organism in Eukaryota, Metazoa, Arthropoda, Collembola, Entomobryomorpha, Isotomidae. The coding region runs from base 484 to 1881 and encodes 465 amino acids. The record is from RefSeq and is a predicted model, not a curated record.
GAAACAUGUGUUCAAAUUGAACAGUUCAAUAAAGAAAAGUGGAAAUAAAAACAAUUAUCUCACUUCUUUUUUUCGAUUUCUUUUACGUAGCUAAAUUCAAUUAAAACUCUGCAAAUCUUAUCAUAAACACGUGGUGAAAUUAAAAUAUAGGUCGCUCGAGCUAAGAACAUUUGCCACAUUUUAUAUAAAAUAUAAAAUGAUUGAAAAAAAACGGAAAUACAUAGAAUGGGAAUGUUCAUUUAAUUUUGGAGGUAUCAUAUUUUUAUGGACGUAUUUCACACUACGGCAGUAAUUAAAGCUAGAAACUCGCAAUUCUGUACAAUCACUCAUGUUUUAGCUCGAUUUAUAGCGUCAAAUGCUGUCGCGAUAAAUAGGCUGAAUUGUAGAAAAUUGAUGACCCCGGGAGCUGGCUGAUCAUCUAAAUAUGCAAAGAUAACUCAGCAUUUGAUAAGCAGCAAUUUAUCUCCGAUCUUACUAUUAGCAAUGGGAUCUCUGUCAGCGGACACAAGCGUGCAAAUCGCACUUAAUAAUCCAAUCAUUUUAACCCAAAUCCUCCUCCAACCCUUCACCCCUCUCAAAACGUGUCGCCUAGUCUCCAAAUUUUGGAACGAUAUCAUCCUCUCAUUUCCAAAUCCUGGCCUCGCCAUACAAUUGUCCUGUGCAGAUGGCAAAGUUCCCGAACCCGAUCCCAUCCAAUUUUUCGCCACGUGCUUCACCCUCGAUGCCCGACUCACGAAACGAAUCCACGCCACGUGCUCGACCCCCCUCGUGGACGCGACCCUUUGCGUGUACUCGUUCACCUCAAAAUUAAUCUUCCUCUGCGACAAAUUUUCUGACCGCGUCCAAAUUUUGGAAGUUUCCUUAAACGUGGAAAAAUGUUUGCAAUCCGUGUACCAAGUGCUAAAAAAUUGCUGUCCAAACUUAAGACAGUUGCGGAUCACGUGUACCUUUACAAAUACCCGGGUUACAAACUUCGUCCCGCCCGAGAUGCGGGAGGAGCUCGAAAAGAAGGCUAAUUUGGUCGUGUUCACCCUCAGUUCGAAUCGGGUGACGGAAUAUCUUACCACGUUUACGCAGUUGGUCGUGAAUGCAUCCGGGAAUUUGAGGGAGGUCACGCUUCCGUGGGGAUUCUGUCCGGAUUUUGGAAAUUCGAAGAAGCUCGCGUCCUUUACCAUAGCGAUGGAUGGGGUGCACUUCACCGACCCCGUUAGUCGGUCAGAUUUUAACAUCUCCAGAAUGAUAAAUCUCAUCGGGGGUAAACUUUUCACCCUGAAAUUCGCCAAUGUCGAAAAACCCAGCACCAAAAACCUCAAGUUGACCUGUGUCGAAGAUACUUUGAAGAAUAUUUGCAACGCGAACAAUAUUUUGGCAGGCGUGCGAAAUUUGUGCCUUAUCGAGAUAUACGAACCCAGCCUUUUGGGCGGCUUGAGGACGGCCUUCCCCAAUUUGACGAGGUUACAGGUGGACUUGUACUACCGAACGGGGAUCCGUGGUGGCGUGAAUGGAAUGAAGUUGGGCGUCGUUCUCCAAACGUGUCGGGGUUGGAAGGGUUUGAAACAUCUGAAAUUAUCGCUACCCGCGUAUCCGAACGAAAUCGGGGAUAUUAUCGGAGCCAUGUUGGAUGUUAAGGAGUUAUUCCACCGUCUAAAAACCUUCCAACUGAUGACGCACAGCUUGGCGCAUUCCGUAUUCGACUUGAAGAAGGAAGAGAUGGAUCUGUUUAAACAAUUCCUCAUGGCGAUCAGCAACAUGGAACGCGUCUCAAUUUCCAAGCUUUAUGUUGAUAAGGAAACAGCAGAAAAUGUGACCGGUUUUAUGGUCUCGAAUAAAAUGUCGGUGUCCAAGUUUAGCCUCAUAGAGCGACCUGACUACGAAGAUUAAUCUCAUGAGAGGAUAAAAAUCUACCAAGUGCAAAUUUACAUGAUUUAAUAGCAAUACAUUUUUAUAGUUUUGGAAACACGUUGAAUAAACUUUCACCCAAUGCAUUUGACCAA